CCCAACCUCAAAAACUCUCCACUUAAUUAUUAUCAUUCUCUCUCACAUCACUUCCAAAGUCUUAGCUCAUCAUGGGUGUGUUCACUUAUGAAACCGAGACCACUUCAGUUAUCCCUCCCGCUAGGCUGUUCAAGAGCUUUGUCCUAGAUUCCGACAACCUCAUCCCAGAGGUUGCUCCAAAGGCCAUCAAGAGCAUUGAAAUCAUCGAAGGAAAUGGAGGUCCCGGAACCAUUAAGAAGAUCUGCUUCGAUGAAGGCAGCCCAAUCAGCUACAUAAAGCAAAAGGUUGAUGAGAUUGACCAAGCAAACUUUUCAUAUCGCUACAGUGUGAUUGAUGGCGAUGCUUUGUCCGACAAACUGGAGAAAAUCAAUUGCGAGAUCAAGAUAGUGGCAUCCCCUGAUGGAGGAUCUAUCAUGAAGAGCAUCAGCAAGGACCACACCAUAGGAGACCAUGAGCUCGAGGAAGAGCAGAUUAAGGCUGGAAAAGAGAUGGCCUCAGGACUUUUCAAAGCUGUUGAGGACUACCUCUUGGCACACCCUAAUGAGUAUUAAUUAAGGCUAAUUGUGUGGUGGUUAUAUUAAUUUGCUUAUUUCCGCCAUCACGUGUUAAGGUUGUGGCUAGCUAUCAAUUUGUUUUGUGCGUAGUCAAAUUGUUUUGGCUUGC
This is a messenger RNA of Corylus avellana, 663 nucleotides long. Its product is annotated as major strawberry allergen Fra a 1.04. NCBI's taxonomy places the organism in Eukaryota, Viridiplantae, Streptophyta, Magnoliopsida, Fagales, Betulaceae. The record is from RefSeq and is a predicted model, not a curated record. Gene Ontology annotation, molecular function: abscisic acid binding; protein phosphatase inhibitor activity; signaling receptor activity. Gene Ontology annotation, biological process: abscisic acid-activated signaling pathway; defense response. Gene Ontology annotation, cellular component: nucleus; cytoplasm.